CUUGCGAGGUGACACCAUGUCAGAAGCACAGUUGCAGGACCCCUUCGGCACCGGCCACAUUUCGGAGAGCUUUGGCCUGGUCCUGCAGACACAGCUCAACUGGGAGACCUUCCUGACCCCCCUCUCCACCUCCGUCGCCAUUCUCGCCGACCUCAGCCGUCAGGCCAAGAGCGGCAACGACUUCCCUCUCCAGCAAGACCACCAGACUUCCCAUUCGGAUGACCCCACGUCAUUCCAAGGAUGGCUCCUGAGGAUUUGCCUGCAGGCUCCGAAAUCAUUCCAGGCCAUCCGUGACAACAUGUUCAAGAUCCAGGCCAAUUGUGAGGACAUGCCAGUGGUCCUGAGAAUGGUGAGUGAGGACUGGAGACAGGACAAGGGCCUUCCCCAGAAGAUGGGCCUGAUCCAGGCAUGUGCUGCCCAGUGCAAAGUGGCUGCUGGAGAUGUGGAGCGGAUUGUCACCUGUCUCAACCUGCAGCUCUCUCAGCUUCUGGAGCGAGCUGCAGCCUCGCAGAAAUGCAGCCAGGAGCAGCUGCAGGAGGUGCAGCGAGCCCUGGACACAAGCAGGGAGAGCUCCAAGUCCAUCGAGGAGGACAAGGCAGCUUUGGAGGAGGAUUGGGCCAAAGUUUCCCAGGAGCGGGAGAAGAUCAGGGAUGCCUUGAACGACAUCAAGUCUAGAGCCUUCACCGAGACCCUCGCGGAGGAGGUGCUGAGCGAGUUGAAGGAACGUCUGCCUCAGGUGCUGGACCUGGCACGCAAUGUGAGCAACCCGGCAGCCCUGGCCUCAGAGCUGGUCAGAGCGGCCAAGUUUGUCAUCAACGAGAUCACGGCCCUGAAGAACAAGGAUCCCAGCUCUGCCCUGGUCACCUUCCUGGUGGAGGUGGAAGAGAAGGCUGCGGAGAAGAUCAGACAAGUCCAGUCGCAGGUGGACCAAGCAGGAGAGAAGUAUGACCAGCAUCUCCGGGACAUGGAGAGCCUGACCAAACGCAGUGCGCAGUUGUCUGAGGAUCUGUCUGGCCAGGAGACACAGGAGAAGGACAUUGGCUCCACAAUGCUGCUGAUGUCCCAGGCCCUGGAGCUGCUGGGAAGCCUCCAAUCCAACUGGUCCCAGACCCUCAGCUUCAUCCACCUGAUCCCCGGGCUGAUGGCAGGGUGUCAGAGGAUGUUGGCCAGGCUCGGCGAUGGCAAGGAUGCGGACGGGUCGCAGGUGAUGGAGUACCAAGACCAGAUGUCACAGGUGUCCACCAUGCUGACCCACCUGGGGGCCACGGCUGGGGUCUACAUCAAGGUGUACGAUCGGCAUCUGAAGGGGCCGCUGAAAGAUCUGGCUGAAGUCCUGGCCCAUGGUGGGAGGGACUACAAGCUGAAGACCAUCCAGAGGAGUUGCCAGAGAGCCAGAGAAGAGAUCCACCGCCUGGCCAAGGAGCAGCAGCGAGAGUUGGGGCAGAGAGUCCAGCAGAGUAGUCAGGCCCUUGGACAACUGUCCCAGCAGCUGCGGCCAAGGGGCUGACGGAGGGGCAGUGGGGCCCCCGGGCUGAGCCCAGGGCCAUCAGCUCCACCCAGGAGAACUCUGGAGAGGAUCGGCAGCGUACCCCGACGCCAGCUUGCCCACGGCCCGGCUUCCUGUGCCCCCCCUCAGGUCAGCGAGACCACCCUCGUUGUAGCAGAUCACAAUAAAGCUACUCCUGUGGCCCA
Molecule: messenger RNA, 1692 nt
Organism: Amblyraja radiata (thorny skate)
Lineage: Eukaryota; Metazoa; Chordata; Chondrichthyes; Rajiformes; Rajidae
Exons: 2
Coding region: 17-1507 (496 amino acids)
Source: RefSeq, a predicted model, not a curated record